CCGCAAAUCAUUGCGUACCUGAAACUUUAGUGAGUCGUUACUCGUUGGCCAUCGUCCCUUUUUUUUUUUGCUGCGAUGGAUACUGAUGUUGAAUCCUGUUUAAAAGAUUGGAACGACCUAGCACAAGAGUACAAGGAAUUAGAAGUAAGAUAAUUUUUUGUUAAUCCUGGGUACUGAUGUUGUCGGUGGUUUAAACGUUGGACCAUUUUCUAUGAGGCAUUGAACAAAGAAUAUCUUGCAAAAUUAGAGGAAGUAAGUGAACUUCAAGCAAAAUGUUUGAAAGGAAUUUCUCACCAAAAAUACCGGAUGAGUAUAAUAUCAAAAUCAUUGAAACAGUUACAUGCGAGCGAAGCACAAAAAAGUUUAAGCAAAGAGAUGGCUAAAAGAAAACAGCAGUUACAUGAAAUAGAACAAACAUUACCAAAACCAAAUGGCACAUAUCUUCAAAUUAUUUUAGGCAAUGUUAAUGUUUCCAUUUUAAACAAAAAUGAUAAGUUCAAAUAUAAAGAUGAAUAUGAAAAAUUUAAAUUAAUCCUUUCUGUAAUCGGUUUUAUUUUAUCUAUGUUAAAUUUGGUAACUAAUGUCAGAACUUUGGAACUUAGUUUUAUGUUCCUUUUAGUCUGGUAUUAUUGUACAUUGACAAUAAGGGAAAGUAUAUUAAAAGUAAAUGGUUCAAGAAUAAAAGGUUGGUGGAGAUUUCACCAUUUCUUUUCGACUGUAGUAUCUGGUCUGUUAUUAGUAUGGCCUAACACAGGGCCAUGGUAUGCAUUUAGACAACAAUUUAUGUGGUUCAAUGUUUACAUCAGUGUAGUACAGUCUCUGCAAUUUUGUUAUCAGCGGGGUGUUUUGUAUCGAUUGAAAGCAUUAGGUGAAAGGCAUAAUAUGGAUAUUACUAUUGAAGGUUUCCAUUCAUGGAUGUGGCGUGGAUUAUCGUUUUUAUUGCCAUUCCUUUUUGUUGGAUAUGUAUUUCAGUUAUACAAUGCAUAUGUCUUAUACACAUUAGUAUCCCAUCCAGAAGCUACUUGGCAUGUUCCAGUCCUUAGUGGUAUGUUCUUGGUAUUGUUCCUAGGUAAUACAAUAACAACUACCAUGGUAAUUCGUCAAAAACUAAGAGAACGCGUUAAAUAUCACUUUGCUGGAGUAUUUUUCUCCAAAACUGAACGAAAAAAGGAAGUAAAUGGGGAAAAGGAAGUGAAAGCUCAGAAAUGUGAGUGAAAUAAAAUUAACGAGAGCUUUUUAAUGAGACGAGUAUGAUAAAAAGAUUAAUGAAAUAUGGAAUGAAUAUUCAUGAAUAAAAAAAAUGCAAAUGUCAGGCAGAACUAUAAUAAAGAAAUGCAAAUAAAAUAAAUAUAUCGAUUAACUCUGACUAAAGAAUACCAACCAGAAGUAAAGAAAACACUGGAAAAUUCUUCCAUGGAUUGUCGUCUUUCUAUCACUCUCAUUAACACAAGACCCAUUUAAAAUAUAUGUACUAACUUGUAAUGUAGAAAUGAAUUAUUUGGAAGUAUUCUUUUUGUAUGCCUUUCUAUAUCAAGUUUACUUUUCUAGAUAUCAACAAAAUUACGCGUAUUUACUGUCAAUUUAAAAAAAAAAUUAAAGUAUAUUAAUAUACCCUUUUAAAACUAAUUUUAUGUAGCAAUUUAGUAAAAAAUUUGUUCACAUUCUACCUUCUAAAAAAAUGUUCUUUGAGGAUGUUAUAUUUUAUACUUACUAACAUUUAAAUUCAUAUUGAAAUUUAAAUUUAUUUCUCUCAGAAAUGAUGUAUAAACAAAUUUUGUUUGCGUCAAAACAUAAAUAUACCUUGUACGUGUACUCAGAGAAAAAGAAAAAUGGUCUCACACGUAAUGUUAUAUUCAUAUAGGAGUACAUAUGCGCCUAUAUGUGUGCGUGUUAUGUGUACUAUUAUGACAAUUUAAUUAGAAUAAUAUAUGUUCACGCACACACCCGUAUACUCAUGGGAUACUUAUGCUAGUUACAGCUAAUAGUCACUUAUAAUUAUCAUGCAUGACAUUUUGCACAUUUGUGUAAUAUAAACUUAUUUGUUUUGUUCUUAAUAUAUUUAUUAAAUUAUAUAUGUAAAUAAAAAUAUGUAACUCGCCUAAUAUUAAAUAAAAUAAUAAAUUUUCAAUCA
This is a messenger RNA of Bombus pascuorum, 2131 nucleotides long. RefSeq names its product transmembrane protein 120 homolog. The record is from RefSeq and is a predicted model, not a curated record. Gene Ontology annotation, cellular component: membrane. The coding region runs from base 307 to 1215 and encodes 302 amino acids. The transcript is spliced from 6 exons. NCBI's taxonomy places the organism in Eukaryota, Metazoa, Arthropoda, Insecta, Hymenoptera, Apidae.